Messenger RNA from Mesitornis unicolor (brown roatelo), 1173 nucleotides. RefSeq names its product family with sequence similarity 154, member A (gene SAXO1). Gene Ontology annotation, biological process: microtubule anchoring. Lineage: Eukaryota; Metazoa; Chordata; Aves; Mesitornithiformes; Mesitornithidae. Bases 1 to 1173 code for a protein of 390 amino acids. Gene Ontology annotation, cellular component: sperm flagellum; centriole; axonemal microtubule. The transcript has 3 exons. The record is from RefSeq and is a predicted model, not a curated record. Gene Ontology annotation, molecular function: microtubule binding.
AUGGAAGGCAUCUCAACUACCAAGAGAGAUUACGUGCCUCAUGAAGUGUUGCCACAGAAACGUAAACCAGCUGAAAAGUAUUGCAAGGGUAAUGGGAGUAUGGAUUUGACCUCCACUUAUAAACAAGACUAUAACACCUACCCUAUCUCUCGAGUAUCUCCAUGCCUACCCUGUGAGACAAAACACAUCCCUGACACCAAGAUGGAUACAAGAACCACUUAUGAAGAUGAUUAUGUGUUAUGGAAUGAACCAAAGACGUUGUGCAUCAGACCAGAUGACAGGUUUCACCCAUCAGAAGAAAAAUUUGGCCACAGAACUGUUGCCCAGGAUGACUAUCUCUACAGGGGACCAGUUGCCACUCAAAGCUGCAAACCUCUGAAUCUGGUCCAGGAAAACAAGGCUCCCUUUGAGAAUAUAACCAAUUACAGAGUGAGUUAUGUGCCACAUGCUCUGGAGAAGGUAUCUCAUAUCCAUAGAUAUGAGAAAUACAAGGUCAAUGAGGUCCCAUUUGAUGGGCUCACUACCCACAAAGUUUCUUACACGUGGCCGAAAGGUCAGCCAGCCAAGCUGCUAAAACCAUGCCAGCAGAAGCUUGUCCAUGAUCCAUUUUCCGCUACAACUGAAUUUCAGGAAAAAUACCAAGCUUGGCCACGGCUUCCUGUAUUCACCAAAAAACCUGAUGUUUAUCUUCCACCUGUGGAGAAAAUGGACCUCCAAACCACUACUCAGAUACAUUACAAGCAACCAAAUGGCAAGCCAGCCAAGAUGUGUAAGUCUUUGCCCCAGAUGAAAAGAAGCACUGAGCCAUUCAGUAGUGCUUCUACAAUGAAGGAAGACUAUAAGCCUUGGCUGUGUGAGAAAGUAAAACCUAUCAUUCAUGCUCCGGAGCUGACUUUGUCAGUGAAACCAAUGGAUUGCAUGACUACCUUUCAGACCCAUUAUGUGCCUCAUCCACUCACAGUUACAAAGAGCUGUAAGCCUGGCUGGUCAAGACCAAAGCAUCACACUUGGCUAGAUGCUACAACCACCUAUGCUACCAGCUACACCCCCAAGGGCUUUGUUAAAUGCUUAGCCUCUUACAAAAACCCACCCGGUUUCGUCUUUAAGGAAACUAAUUCUGAUGGUCACAAGCUGUAUGUCCCUGCUCCCAAGCCUGAGUGCCUGCAAGGCUGA